GCGAAGGGAUGUGGACUCUUGUGGGUCGGGGCUGGUCGCACGGCCGCGCGCUGGCAGUGUGGGCCGCAGGGACCGCACAGCGGGGCCGCCUGGAGCCUCUUCCCACGCCGACCCGUGGGGCCCCUGCCGAGUUCAGGGCUUGGGACAGGCUCUACACCUCGGCUGAGCGCAAGGAAAAAAUUGACAUGUCUAGAUUCUCUGUUGAAAAUAUUAGAAAUUUCAGUAUCAUUGCACAUGUGGAUCAUGGCAAAAGUACUUUAGCUGACAGGCUUCUGGAACUAACAGGCACAAUUGAUAAAACAAAAAAUAAUAAGCAGGUUCUUGACAAAUUACAAGUGGAGCGAGAAAGAGGAAUCACUGUUAAAGCACAGACAGCAUCUCUUUUCUAUAAUUGGGAAGGGAAGCAGUACCUUUUAAAUCUCAUUGAUACACCGGGCCAUGUGGAUUUUAGUUAUGAAGUAUCCAGGUCCCUCUCUGCAUGCCAGGGUGUUUUACUUGUGGUUGAUGCAAAUGAGGGUAUUCAAGCCCAAACUGUAGCAAACUUCUUUCUUGCCUUUGAAGCACAGCUAUCGGUAAUUCCAGUUAUAAACAAGAUCGAUCUGAAGAAUGCUGAUCCUGAAAGUGUUGAAAAACAAAUUGAAAAAGUGUUUGAUAUUCCAGGUGAUGAAUGUAUUAAGAUUUCUGCUAAACUUGGAACAAAUGUUGAAAGAGUUCUUCAGGCAGUCAUUGAAAGAAUACCUCCUCCCAAAGUACAUCGCAUAAACCCCCUGAGAGCUUUGGUAUUUGACUCCACCUUUGACCAGUAUAGGGGCGUGAUAGCCAAUGUAGCGUUAUUUGAUGGAGUGGUUUCCAAAGGAGAUAAAAUUGUAUCUGCACAUACUAAAAAGAUACAUGAAGUUAAUGAAGUAGGAGUUCUGAAUCCUAAUGAGCAGCCAGCACAUAAACUAUAUGCAGGACAGGUGGGCUAUCUGAUUGCUGGGAUGAAAGAUGUCACUGAAGCACAAAUAGGAGAUACAUUGUAUUUACAUAAACAACCAGUGGAGCCCUUGCCUGGGUUUAAAUCAGCGAAACCAAUGGUAUUUGCAGGAAUGUACCCUAUAGACCAAUCUGAAUAUAAUAAUCUGAAGAGUGCUAUAGAAAAACUGACUAUAAAUGAUUCCAGUGUGACGGUUCAUCGAGAUAGUAGCCUUGCCUUAGGUGCUGGCUGGAGGUUGGGAUUUCUUGGACUUUUGCACAUGGAAGUUUUCAACCAGCGACUAGAACAAGAAUAUAAUGCUUCUGUAAUUUUGACAACCCCUACUGUUCCAUAUAAAGCUGUUCUUUCAUCAGCAAAAUUGAUAAAGGAUUACAGAGAAAAGGAAAUUACAAUCAUCAAUCCUGCACAAUUCCCUGAAAAAUCAAAAGUAACAGAAUAUUUGGAGCCAGUUGUUUUGGGUACCAUUAUCACACCAGAUGAAUAUACUGGGAAAGUAAUGAUGCUUUGCCAGGCUCGAAGAGCAGUUCAGAAGAAUAUGAUAUUUAUUGAUCAAAAUAGAGUUAUGCUUAAAUAUAUUUUCCCUUUGAAUGAAAUUGUGGUGGAUUUUUAUGAUUCUUUGAAAUCCCUGUCUUCUGGAUAUGCUAGUUUUGAUUAUGAAGAUGCAGGCUACCAGACUGCAGAACUUGUAAAAAUGGAUAUUCUGCUGAACGGAAAUAUUGUAGAGGAGCUGGUAACUAUUGUUCACAAAGAGAGUGCAAGCAGGGGAGGGACAGAGAGAGGGAGACAGAGAAUUCGAAGCAGGCUCCAAGCUCUGAGCUGUCAGCCCAGAGCCCAAUGUGGGGCUGAAACUUGUGAACUGCAAGAUCAUGACCUGAGCCAAAGUUGGAAGCUCAACCGACUGAGACACCCAGGUGCCCCAAGAGACAAAGCACACUCUGUUGGCAAAGCCAUAUGUGAACGUCUGAAGGAUUCUCUUCCUAGGCAACUGUUUGAGAUAGCAAUUCAAGCUGCUAUUGGAAGUAAAAUCAUUGCAAGAGAAACUGUGAAAGCCUAUAGGAAAAAUGUUUUGGCAAAAUGUUAUGGUGGUGAUAUUACCCGAAAAAUGAAACUUUUGAAGAGACAAGCAGAAGGAAAGAAAAAACUGAGGAAAGUUGGCAACAUUGAAGUUCCAAGAGAUGCUUUUAUAAAAGUUCUAAAGACACAAUCUGAUAAGUAAUUGCUGGAAAAAAAAUAUAAUGAAUUUUCAUAAAUUAAAAUUUGUGUACCUUUUUUCUUAGUAACUGUAUAUGUUGACAACAGAGUGAAAAUUAUAAAACUUGCUUGUUGCUUUCAGGGUUUUUGGGUUUAAAUAACCUAUUAGCAGGGGCACCUGGGUAACUCAGUCGGUUAAGUGUCCUACUCUUGAUUUCGGUUCAGGUCAUGAUCCCACGGUUUGUGAGUUCGAGCCCCACAUUGGGCUCUGUGCUAGCGACUCAAAACCUGCUUGGGAUUCUCUUUCUCUCUCUGCCCCUUCCCCACUCAUUCCCCACCCCCGCCCCCUCAAAAAUAAACAAAAAUAA
Acinonyx jubatus (cheetah) is the source of this 2535-nucleotide messenger RNA. RefSeq names its product GTP binding elongation factor GUF1 (gene GUF1). The coding region runs from base 9 to 2192 and encodes 727 amino acids. Gene Ontology annotation, molecular function: mitochondrial ribosome binding; GTP binding; GTPase activity. The transcript is spliced from 18 exons. The record is from RefSeq and is a predicted model, not a curated record. Gene Ontology annotation, cellular component: mitochondrion. Gene Ontology annotation, biological process: positive regulation of translation. NCBI's taxonomy places the organism in Eukaryota, Metazoa, Chordata, Mammalia, Carnivora, Felidae.